Messenger RNA from Nematostella vectensis (starlet sea anemone), 1278 nucleotides. Its product is annotated as KRR1 small subunit processome component homolog. Gene Ontology annotation, cellular component: small-subunit processome; nucleolus. Gene Ontology annotation, molecular function: RNA binding. The record is from RefSeq and is a predicted model, not a curated record. Bases 42 to 1154 code for a protein of 370 amino acids. NCBI's taxonomy places the organism in Eukaryota, Metazoa, Cnidaria, Anthozoa, Actiniaria, Edwardsiidae. The transcript has 12 exons.
CUCCAAAAGAGCUCUGGGAAAAAAAGGACUAGUAACUAAACAUGGCGGACGAACAAACGACGGAAAUAGCCCCAGAGAAAAGUAAAAAGAACAGAUUUCGCCGUGAUAAACCCUGGGACCAUGAAGGGAUUGACCACUGGAGAGUUGACAAGUUUUCCGCUGAUGACAACCCCUACGGAGUCGUGGAAGAAAGCUCGUUUGCCACGCUCUUUCCCAAAUACAGAGAAAAAUACCUCAAAGAGGUUUGGCCUCUGGUGGAAAAAGAACUAAAGGAACAUAAUUUGAAGUGUCAGCUUGAUUUGAUUGAAGGAAGCAUGACUGUCUUUACAACAAGAAAGACCUUUGAUCCAUACAUCAUCAUCAAAGCUAGAGACAUGAUUAAACUAAUGGCAAGAAGUGUCCAAUUUGAACAGGCGAAACGAAUCUUAGAAGAUGAAGUAGCAUGUGACAUUAUCAAAAUCGCCUCAUUAGUCAGAAACAAGGAAAGAUUUGUGAAAAGAAGACAGAGAUUGAUUGGACCAAAUUGUGCAACAUUAAAGGCUUUGGAGCUGCUAACUGAAUGUUAUAUCAUGGUUCAAGGGAAUACUGUAUCUGCUCUCGGCCCAUACAAAGGACUCAAGCAGGUUAGAAAAGUUGUAGAGGAGACAAUGAAGAAUGUACAUCCAAUUUAUAACAUCAAGACACUGAUGAUUAAACGUGAGCUUGCUAAGGAUCCAGAUCUCAAGAAUGAAUCAUGGGACAGAUUUCUGCCAAAGUUCAGAAAAAAAGCUGUAAAGAAAAAGAAGAAGGUCCCAAAGACAAAGAAAGAAUACACUCCAUUCCCACCACCGCAGCCAGAGAGCAAGAUGGACAAAGAGCUAGCAAGUGGCGAAUAUUUCUUGAAAGAAAAAGAGCGCAAAGCUCAGGCACAGCACGAGCGCAAGCAAAGACAAGCAGCGGCAGCUGAAAAGAGGAAGGUGACACGAGAGCAAGCUUACAUCCCACCUGUAGAGACAGUCCCAAAAAAUGAGAAAAAUGAAAAUAAGAAAGGCAAAAAUGACAAAGUUGACAUUGAAGCAUUAAAAAAGAAAGUGCAAAAUGCCCAGAAAAGAAAAGGUGUACAAACUACGUCGUCAGAUGCAUCAAAAAGAAAGAAGAAAAAGUCAGCAAAUUAGCAAACAAUGUUAGAAGAAAACUCUAUACCAGUGCCGUUUUACAUAAUUUGUAUAUAGCAAAAAAAAAAGAAAACCUGGUUGUUAUUUUCUUAAUUCACAAAUAAAGCAUCUUUGUUCAGCAAAA